AUGCAGGCCAGGGGGGAAAGGCCGAGCGCCGAAGACCUGGAGAGGAUCAGGGCAGCGGGCCGCGCUGCCUUAAUCCGGAAAUGGACGGAGGACCUAGAGGCCCCAGUCGCGGGCUUAGUGACGGUGGAGGCAGUUCGCUCCCACCUAAUCCGCUGGGUCGACCGGCGAUAUGGGUCUCUGUCCUACAGAUUGGUGCAGGUUCUUACCGGACAUGGAUAUUUCGGCGAAUACCUGCACCGGGUUGCAGGUCGGGAGACGACCCCUGUCUGUCACGAGUGUGGCGCUCCCGUCGAUACAGUGCGUCAUACCGUGACAGAAUGUGCGGCAUGGGGCCCCCAGCGGCACUCCCCGACCGCGGUAGUGGGCGGAGAUCUCUCGCUGUCGACCAUCGUGGGCGCGAUGCUCGACAGUCAGAGGUGUUGGGAUGCAACGGCCUCCUUCUGUGAAAGCGUACUUUCGCACAAGGAGGCCUCGGAACGGCUCAGAGAGGACGACCCCCUCGCUGACCCGCUCCGAAGACGGCGGCUGGGGAGACGAAGGAGGCAGUCCCACCUUCUUCCCCCGCUGCAGUGA
This is a messenger RNA of Hyposmocoma kahamanoa, 573 nucleotides long. RefSeq lists its product as uncharacterized. The record is from RefSeq and is a predicted model, not a curated record. The transcript has a single exon. NCBI's taxonomy places the organism in Eukaryota, Metazoa, Arthropoda, Insecta, Lepidoptera, Cosmopterigidae. The coding region runs from base 1 to 573 and encodes 190 amino acids.